Molecule: messenger RNA, 478 nt
Organism: Cylas formicarius (sweet potato weevil)
Lineage: Eukaryota; Metazoa; Arthropoda; Insecta; Coleoptera; Brentidae
Product: anaphase-promoting complex subunit 15B-like
Exons: 4
Coding region: 103-408 (101 amino acids)
Biological process (GO): regulation of mitotic cell cycle spindle assembly checkpoint
Cellular component (GO): anaphase-promoting complex
Source: RefSeq, a predicted model, not a curated record
ACUUUGUAGAGUAAAUGUAGUUUCCCCUCACCUAUUAUUAACUGAAAUCCAAGUGUCUAACAACAAGCUAACCCCAAAUUUGAACAACUUUUCUAUACCAUAAUGAGUAUUCCACUUUUUCCGAAAUGUUUACCAAGAUUUACUGAUCCCAAUUGGUUUGAUGUUGAUCAGCCAUGUGCCGACGAAGAUGAAAUUUCGCAGCUAGAGAAAGAACAUCAAGAUUGGAUUGAGGCCAUCACCCUAACAAAUUCCGAUUCGAUCCCCAUUGGAAAAACAAAUUCAGAGGCCAUCGAAGAUGACGAAGAUGAGGACGAUGAAGACGACAAUGAUGAUGACGACGAUUCUGACAGCCACGAUGACGACGAGGAGGAAGAAAUUGAAAUUGAUCCAGAACGAAUUCAUAGUUAAACCAUAGAUAUUAUGUUUACUUAAUCCUAUUUAUUUAUAUUUCAUUUUUUUCACAAAUAAAGUAACAAAA